Messenger RNA from Amoebophrya sp. A25, 475 nucleotides. Lineage: Eukaryota; Dinophyceae; Syndiniales; Amoebophryaceae. The record is from the annotation of a GenBank genome assembly.
UGAUGCAGUGGACGCGGCACUAGAAGCUCCUUUCUGGUUAGAAAAUUACUCUGGCAUGUCGCUCUUUGUACGUGAACAGUUUCAGGAUGCAGCAUUGUUAUCCGACAAUGGUGGAGCUCAGUCGAAGCGGACCUUGCGCAUGACGCAACAGGAGACAAGAAAUAUGCUUAAGACACGCAUCUUUUUCAGUUUCACUCAUCGCUGGCUACAACUAAUAGAUUUCGUGUAAAUAGAGAUUGAGAGCUAAAUUACUUAUAAAUAUAUAAAAGCAAAAGGUGUCCGGACAAAUUCAAAUGGGCUCGUCUUCUUGCUGCCUCUAAGAAAGAACGCGCGACGGAGCAAUCUCGUGACUUUAGCGAGCUUUUCCAGAACAAAAAUGUUGGAAUAAGAUGCGGACCUCCGGGUUCUUCUGCGGGGCUAGGAGGAGGCUUGCAGUUCGCUGAAAACCUCAUUUACGGGGCUUCAGGAGCAGUCA